GGGAGGGGGGAAGAAAAGGAGUGACAGAGUAAAUCUCUGGAAGAGAGAGAGAGCUUGCGACUUUAUUAAAGAGGGCAGGUACCAGCUGCAGGACCAUGAAGGCUGGUUUUGGAUUCUAUCCUCUGCUGAUCCUCCUCCUGCUCAGUGUUGCCUGGGGCCAGAGGACCAGGCCGAGACCUGGCCGGCCCCCUUCCACCAGGAGGCCCCUUCCCACCAGGAGGCCCAUUGUCCCGCAGCCUGAACCCAAGGAGCCCACAGACUUCCCCCCUCCCAUCCUGGGCCCGCCGUCCCCCAUGUUCCCUGACUGCCCCAGGGAGUGCUUCUGCCCGCCCUCCUACCCAGAGGCCCUUUACUGCGAGAACCGCAACCUCCGCAAGGUCCCUGUCAUCCCGUCCCGCAUCCACUAUCUCUACCUCCAGAACAACUACAUCGACGAGGUGACGGCCGAGCCCUUUCUGAACGCCACUGAGCUCCGGUGGAUCAACAUGGACAACAACCGCAUCCGCAGAGUCGAUCGGCAGGUCUUUGACAAGGUUCCUAACCUCCUCUUCCUCUACAUGGGGCGGAACAACCUGAAGGAGGUGCCGAGCGACCUGCCGUCCAGCCUGGAGCAGCUGCGGCUCAGCCACAACCAGAUCUCAAAGAUCCCUACCGGCGUCUUCUCUAAGAUGACUCACCUGGCAUUGCUGGACCUGCACCACAACAAGAUAAGUGACAGUGACCUGGGCAAGAACAUCUUCAGGGGCCUCAAGAACCUCGUCCAGCUCAACCUAGCCCAUAACAUCCUGCGAAAGAUGCCCAGCAAUGUGCCCCAGAACAUCUACCAGCUUUUCCUGGACAGGAACAACAUCGAGGAAAUCCCCAAGGAUUACUUCCAGAAUUUCCCCAACUUGGCCUUUGUCAGGCUCAACUACAACCAGCUGAGUGACAAAGGGAUCCCGAAGAUGGUGUUCAAUGUCUCAAACCUCCUAGACCUGCACCUGGCCCAUAACAAGCUGACCACAGUGCCAGCUUUCAACCACAAGCUGGAGCACCUGUACCUCAACAACAAUAACAUUGAGGCUAUCGACGGCUCUGAACUUUGCCCUUUCCCCGUGAUGGCCACUGAAAUCGACGAAGACGACCUGCCCAAGCUGAGGUACCUGAGGCUGGACGGUAACCACUUGCAUCCUCCCAUUCCCAUGAACGUCAUCAUGUGCUUCAGGCACCUCAAGUCCAUCGUCAUCUAGAGCGUCUCUGGCCUCGGGAUUCCGCGGCCACUCCCACAGGCAUGGACACUUGCCCCACCCACCUCUCUGUGGGGAACCAACUAAGAGAGUCCCAGACUGUAAAAAAGACACCAAACCUUACAGCACAAGCCUUCUUUAAUACAUGUCGGAAUACUUUUUUUUCUUUGCAACUGAACCUUUCCAUCCUAACGGGCAAAGACUAUAUUUAUAGCAACUAAGGGGAAUGCCAACACAAAGCUGUGUUUCUAGUUUUAGUUGCAUUGACAGUUUCCUACCUGCAUGGAUAUAGUUGCAAUUAACAUAUUACUUGUUUCUGUAAGUUUUGUUUAUAGUAAUACAAAUAGUAAUUUUUUAAAAAAAGAAUGUUACUCCUAAAAACAAAGGUACAUUAACUGACAUACUACGUACUUAGUGUAGUUACGAUUACAAUAUGGUUGAUAUGUACAUACACGUGUAUUGUUAUGUAAAACAAGAGGGGGAAAAUCUAGGCUAGGCUUCAAAAGACAGAAUUUUGAUCUUAAUAUAUUCAAACAGAUAAGUAAAGAGUGAAGGUAAACCCACGUGACUACCAUGUAGUUGAAAAUGUCCUCAGUGUACCUGUGUUUUUAAAGGUACUAUGUGUAAAAAGAUACUUUUCUCUUUAUUUUGUAUAAAUCAGAUCUGUAUAAAUGAAACCUGCUCUGUAUCAUAAUGUAUGCUUUACUUCAGUAUGUAGACCACAGCCCAGACUACAAGUCUCCUAUUUUCAUGUGGAGAGUCAGAUACAUUUUCACAAUGUCUCAUAACUUUUCGGAUGUAUGAUUCAAAAACUCAAAAUCACAGUUUCAUUUAUCUUCAAAACAGUAUGUGCAGUAGCUUGACAAAUAAAAUUACAAAAUGUU
This is a messenger RNA of Megalops cyprinoides (Indo-Pacific tarpon), 2110 nucleotides long. RefSeq names its product proline/arginine-rich end leucine-rich repeat protein. The transcript is spliced from 3 exons. The record is from RefSeq and is a predicted model, not a curated record. Gene Ontology annotation, molecular function: protein binding. The coding region runs from base 96 to 1229 and encodes 377 amino acids. Lineage: Eukaryota; Metazoa; Chordata; Actinopteri; Elopiformes; Megalopidae.